AUGGUAUAUUGCUGUAUUAACCCAGUAUGUCGUUUGAAACCCCACGCACUGUCAGAGAAGCUAAAAUGCUUCGCGGAAACGCCAAGAGCCAAGAGAAAAAAAAACAAUCUCGUUAAAGAUGGACUCUCACUUUUACAGUCGGACGAAGGGAUUCCCUGUGAUGAAUAUAAACUCUUAGCCGAUAUGAUCCGAGAACAUUUAGACACAUUACAAGUAACAAUUGAUCAUGUAAUUAAAUUCAAAUGUGAAGAACUAAAAGUUGUUGAAUAUAUAUCCGAAGAAGACUUAGAUAACGCCGAACAAGAGAUAGCCAUGAUUGAACAGGCACAUUUCUGCGAAGAUCAAGACAACUCAAUGCCAAUCGGAGUGUCCAUGUUGUUACAAUCAAGACGACGAGGAUGGUUUGGUGAUUUAGAACCUAAGCUUAGACGUCGACGGAAAGUAGAAUUGGUUGAUGAUCUUGGAGUUUCGGGGUUGGAUCUAGGUCUUGAUGGGGUAGCAGGUGAACUUAUAGGACACAUUUUCAGUUUUGUAAGAUUGUCCACGGCAUUGAGCACCAUGGUUGUAUGGGGUUGGGUUGGUACAAGUUCUCCUCAAAACUCUGGUCAGAGUUCCAGUUCCACAAGUAGCACUGCAGGAGGAUCGUUCAGAUUCAACAAAUGUGGACCAUCCACCAUUUCCUUAAGAAAAAUAGAAGAAAAAUGA
Messenger RNA from Lottia gigantea (owl limpet), 705 nucleotides. RefSeq lists its product as hypothetical. The transcript is spliced from 3 exons. Bases 1 to 705 code for a protein of 234 amino acids. NCBI's taxonomy places the organism in Eukaryota, Metazoa, Mollusca, Gastropoda, Lottiidae. The record is from RefSeq and is a predicted model, not a curated record.